AUGGCACAGUGGUCGAUAGGUGUUGCCGUAGUCGCGGAGCCCUAUUCUGUCCCUCCCCGUCCAAACUGGAUGGGUGACUGGGACGGCUCCGUGGCAGUCGUCGGUUCCACGACGGCUCAUUCCCCGCCCUUGUCGCUAAGAGACAAGGGCACUGGAUAUGUUGCCGUCGAGUGGGGGGGGAUCACCAUAUAUGGUGUUUAUUUCUCCCCCAACCGGAGUUUGAACGACUUCGAGGUUUUCCUAACCAGCUUGGAGACCUCGAUACGGCGACUAGCGUCUGGGCACGUCCUUGUGCUGGGGGACUUCAACGCAAAGUCCAUUGCGUGGGGUUCCCCCAGGACGGACGCAAGGGGCGAGGCCGUAGAGGAGUGGGCGGCCUCGGUGGGCCUCUGUCUUCUAAACAGAGGCUCCACCAACACGUGCGUGCGACAGCAGGGGGGGUCGAUAGUGGACCUCUCGUUCGCUACCCCUGCCCUCGCCGCACGAGUAAGGAACUGGUGUGUCCUGGAAGAGGUUGAGACGCUCUCGGAUCACCUGUAUAUCCGAUUUGAGCUCUCCCGGACCCAGGACUCCAGUAGGGGUCACGUGGCGCGGCGUUUAUCCCGCUUUCCGCGGUGGGCUGUUGCCAGACUGAACCGGGACCUACUAGAGGAGGCAGCCAUAAUUCACUCGUGGCUGUCUCCUCAGGCUCCGACCGAGGAGGUCGACGUGGGGGCUGGCCGCUUUCGCGAUGCGAUUACGCAUAUCUGCGAUGCGGCCAUGCCCCGCAUUCGAGGUCGUCGGCCUCCAAGGAAGGAGGUCUACUGGUGGUCCCAGGAGCUGGCGGACCUCCGUGCGGCCUGUACACGUGCCCGGAGGUCCUACACACGCAGUCGGCGGCGUCACCGUGGAGACGGUGAGGAGGACCGGCUUCAUGAGGAGUACCGGCGGGCGCGGAAAACUCUGAAGCUGGCCAUUAGCCGCGCCAAAGAGGAAAAGAGACAGGAGAUGCUGGAGGGUCUUAAUCGUGACCCCUGGGGUCGCCCUUACCGCGCGCGGGCGGAGCACACACCCCCGUCGAUGGCUGCAUUAGCCGGAGACGACGGGGGCAGCGAGGUCGAUGUUCCGCCCGUCAGGGAAUCGGAGUUGGGGGCGGCUGUUCUACGGAUUCGAUCCAAGAACACCGCCCCCGGGCCGGACGGGGUUCCAGCCCGAGUGAUGGCCCGAGCCCUCGACUACAUGUCGGACCACCUCAGGGGGGUGUUGGACGCUAGCCUGGCGUCCGGACGCUUCCCUGAGCGUUGGAAAUGCGGGAAGCUGGUCCUGCUGCAGAAGCCGGGACGGCCUGCCGAUUCGGUCGCGGCCUAUAGGCCCAUCGUGCUGCUGGACGAGGCGGGCAAAUUGUUUGAGAGGGUUCUUUCUGCCCGCAUCGUCCGGCACCUCUGCGAGGUGGGCCCCGAUCUGUCGGACGCCCAAUUUGGUUUUCGGGCGGGGCGUUCGACAGUCGACGCCGUGUUGCGCCUGAGGGCCGUGACCGAGGAGGCCGUGAGCUGUGGCGGCGUGCUGUUGGCGGUGUCAUUAGACAUCGCCAACGCAUUCAAUAGUCUGCCAUUCAGCUGCAUCAGGGAAGCACUCCACUAUCAUGGGGUGCCAAAGUACCUGAGGCGGCUAGUGGCAGACUAUUUAGAGGAGCGUACCGUCGUGUACGAGGACCGAGAAGGUAAUCUGAGGUGUCGGCCCAUGUCGUGCGGUGUUCCACAGGGGUCUGUUCUUGGACCCCUCUUGUGGAACAUAGGGUACGACUGGGCCCUUCGCGCCGAUUUCCCCCCCGGGCUGGGUGUAAUCUGUUACGCAGACGAUACCCUCGUGACAGCCCGGGGGGCAAACUUCCAAGAGGCGGCGCGCCUGGCCACAGGGGGAGUCUCCCUGGUGGUCGGGCGCAUUGAGGCGCUGGGCUUACGGGUGGCCCUAGAUAAGACGGAGGCCCUGUUAUUCCAUGGGCCCCGUCGUGGUCCACCCCCUGGCGCCUCAAUCGUGGUCAACUCGGUCCUCGUACCGGUUCGGGCCCAGAUGAAAUAUCUGGGCCUGAUCCUCGACGGGAGGUGGCUCUUCGACGAGCACUUCCGACAGCUUGCUCCAAAGCUGGUCGGCGCUGCGUCUGCCCUAGGGCGACUCUUGCCCAAUAUGGGUGGACCCAGCGUCGCGACAAGACGGCUGUACACGGGGGUUGUCCGGUCAAUGGCACUGUACGGUGCACCGGUGUGGGCGGCGGCUCUGACCGCCCAGAAUAGGGUACGCCUCUGGCGCCCUCAGAGGGUAAUGGCGGUCAGAGCCAUACGCGGUUACCGCACCGUUUCUACGGAGGUGGCGUGCGCGUUGGCCGGAACUCCCCCGUGGGAUUUGGAGGCGGAAGUGCUCGCCGAGGUUUAUCGGCGAGUGGCUGACUCCCGGGCGGAGAGCGGAUUUCGCCCUCCGCCCGAGGAUGUGCGCGAGUGGCGCGAAGCCGCUCGCCGAGCCACGAUGGCUCGUUGGUCGUUCCGGCUGGAGACUCCACGCGCUGGCUUCGCCGCCGUGGAGGCUCUCCAGCCGGUCAUCGCCGAGUGGGCAGGGCGGCAGCACGGGACCCUUUCCUUCCGACUGACGCAGGUGCUUUCCGGGCACGGUUGCUUCGGAAAGUACCUGCACACGGUCGCUAGGAGGGAACUGAGUCCCGCCUGCCACCACUGCGACUGCAGUGAGGACUCGGCCCAGCACACGCUGGCGGUCUGCCCCGCAUGGGCGGCGCAGCGCCGGGCCCUCACUGCAGUCAUCGGAGUGGAUCUCUCGCUACCGGCCGUAGUACGCUCCAUGGCCGGUAGCGACAGUUGUUUUACCGCGGUCGCAACCUUCUGCGAGGUAGUAAUCUCGCGGAAGGAGGCGGCGGAGAGGGCCCGGGAGGACGACCUCCACUCGGACCCGAUCCGCCGCCGGCGAACCGGGCGGCGGAGGCCCGCCUACCACAGCCUCAUGCCGCCCUGA
This is a messenger RNA of Arctia plantaginis, 2997 nucleotides long. The record is from the annotation of a GenBank genome assembly. NCBI's taxonomy places the organism in Eukaryota, Metazoa, Arthropoda, Insecta, Lepidoptera, Erebidae.